AUGGCCGAAGAAGAAGAAGAUGAGUCGCAAGCAGAGCAACGUAGCAAUGCGACUGGGACUGCCACACAGGACCACGCCGCACCAGACAUGCCCGAGACUAGACGGACAAGCACCAGCUCGAUGGGCAGGGAGACGCCUAGUAUGCAGGCCAGUCAAGCGAGUGGCUUCAGCGAGAGUGUGAGGCGGCAGAGGCCACGGCCGCUGGACUAUGGCUCAACCUCAGGCUCGAAUCGUCUACAACAGACCGUAUCACCACAACCCACGACGCCGAAACGACCGGGUGCCAAGCGUCAACCUUCUCAUGCAGCACCACAUCGCGGCGACAUGUUCUCGGUGGACGACGAUCCGAAUGAGCUGGAGAACGAUCUGCAGCGACACCGGACACGAACCAAGCGAGACGAGCAGCGGGAGAGGCAGGAAAGGCAACAGCAGUCGAUGCGGAGACAGCAGAGCACGCUACGGCGAAGACCUACCGCUCCACAACCGGCUCCUCAGCUGACUACAGUGGACAGCGAAGACCGGGAGGAGGAUGUGAGAGUAUCAGGCAAUGAUGCUGCACAUUCCCAAGCAGACGGCAAUGGCGACCCCAGCUCCGAAGAAACUCUUCAAGGCGAGGAGGAAGAGGAAGAGCCACCUACUCCAGAAGAUGACGAAGACGAGAACGAAGACGAUGACGACGCCGAUCUCAGCGACGCCGAAAGCUUCACAUUGAAAGACAGACAAGAAGCAAUCAACGAGACCCAUCCAUUCGGUAUCAGGAUCUGGAAACCUGCGCUGUACAAAAAGUCGCGUUCCGUUCAAAGAAACGCUGAAGGCGACAUUCACUCAGCGCCAGGUGGCAAUGUCAGUAGAUGGCUAGGCCUGUUCAACUUCCUCUGGACCAUAGUUUUCGGCUGGUGGCUCUCACUACUAGCUGGCGUGGGUGGCGUGAUAAACCUCGCCUUAUACCUCUGCCUCGGCUUCGAAAGCUGUCACGACUACGGCCGCGUGCUUAUAAAUCUAGCCCACUACCUCUUCUACCCGUUCGGUAAAUUCGUCAAGCUCGAGUACGAUGAAGCCUAUCUCGACGAGGACGAAGGCGAAGGCCGCAGUAUCAGCGAGUACGAGCGCUGGCAGACCGGCGACCUGGAAGAAGGCCGUCUCUUCUUCGGCCCCACAAGCACCCGCUCCAUCAUCGGCCAAUCGCGCGAAGAAGUCGAAGACCUCGAUCCCCCCGCCGACGAAACCGACGCUCUACUAGGCCGCCCCGCGCGCCAAAGCUCAGUCACCGAACGCGCGCAAGCAAAGACCAAAAAACGCCUCUUCGGCCGCGGGGAAUGGAAUCUCGGCCGCGUCAUCUUCUUCCUCUCCUUCUACUUCCUCCUAACCCCCUUCUUAUUCCUCGUCUCCGGCAUCUGUUGGUUCCUGGUCUUCACCAUCCCGAUGGGGAAAGUGACACUGCUCAUCUUCUACCAUUUACGCCGGCAUCCGUUGGCGUUGAGUUUCCAUACCGAUAGCCAUUAUGGACGGGGUCCGAAUAUGCCGCGCGGUGACUCUGGGUCCUCGAUCUUGCUUUGUACGUAUAGGGCUGUGGGGCUGAAGUAUUGGAAGUAUACGAUUGAUGGGACGAAUAUCUUCCUUAUCAACUUGCUUGGGUUGGUUUUCUUCGCCAUCUUCGAUUACUUCCUUCUUUACGAGGCGCUGGGCAUUAGGACGUGGCUUACUUCGCCUGGACUGGUGUUUGUGCUGGCGCUGGCGAGUAUUAUUCCUCUGGCUUACUUUAUCGGGCAAGCCGUUGCUUCGAUCUCGGCGCAGAGUAGUAUGGGUGUUGGCGCUACUAUCAAUGCUUUCUUCUCGACUGUCGUGGAGGUGUUUUUGUACUGCGUUGCGCUGAAGCAGGGGAAAGCGAAGCUCGUGGAGGGCAGCAUUAUUGGGUCGAUCUUCGCUGGUAUCUUGUUUCUGCCUGGACUGUCGAUGUGCUUCGGCGCGUUGAAGAGGAAGACGCAGCGGUUUAAUGUCCGAUCGGCUGGUGUCACGAGCACGAUGUUGCUGUUUGCCGUCAUUGGUGCUUUUGGACCCACGCUGUUCUACCAGAUCUAUGGCUCGCAUGAGUUGAACUGCCAUCAGUGCUUGAAGACCUCACCCGGGGAAGACCCAGAGGACCGCGACUGUCGACGAUGCUUCUUUGCGCAGGUCCCCGCCAUACACGAUCGGUUCUUCAUCGAGGCUGUCAGGCCAUAUAUCUACUUCGCUGCUGUCUGUCUCUUCUUUUCAUACGUGGUUGGACUUCUGUUCACGCUUCGCACGCACGCGGCGGUCAUCUGGAACAACGAGCCGGAUGAGAAGAAAGAUGCUAAGAUGGAUGAGGCGAUGAAGAAGUAUGAGGAGCGGCAUGGCGUGACGGCAGGCGCGAUGGCGAGUCUUUCCGCUCAAAUGCCGGAUGGCAUGAAUAGGCCUGGUAUGGCUCGUGGAGAGACUACCGGUACGAUGGGAAGCGUGGUGACGGUCACGAGGGAGAACAUCCGUGACAGUCAGAUGUAUAAGCGGAUCCUCAAUCAGAGUCUGCGACAAGCUGCUCUGGCGCCAGGUCAGAGUCAGAGCCAGAGUCUCAAGAAGAAGCCUGAUGGCGAUUCUGCGGAUCUAGACGCUUCACCCAUUGGCAAGGACCAACAACAGCAGCAGACGCCGCACAUGGUCCCACCGAAGAGUUCCGGCGGCGACGCAGAGAGCGUCAAGAGUAUUCGAAUCCACGGUCUGAGCUCGGAAGACAAUCGCGCGCUCGUGCAGCAGAUGGCUGAGGUCGCAGCCACAGCCGCCACGGUCGCAGCGCGGGAUGCGACGAGAGCGCCGAGGAAAGCAAUGAUCAUGUCCUCCACUGGCAUCGGACCCCCAAAGGGCCACGGCCACCACCACCACCAUAAUUCCACCGAAAGCACCCCCGCACUUCCAGCCGAAGACGGCACGGCCCGUCUCCCCCCUGUCCCCGAAACCACGCCCGACAAACCCGCCGAAGCAGCCGGAGGCCACGACGCCCCCAACUGGUCCCGCACAAAAUCCGCCAUCAUCCUCCUCACCGCCACCCUAGCCUACGCCAUCAUCGCGGAAAUCCUCGUAGACACCGUCGACGCCGUGCUAUCCAACAUCACCAUCGACGAGAAAUUCCUCGGCAUCACGCUCUUCGCCCUCGUGCCCAACACGACCGAAUUCCUGAACGCUAUUUCCUUCGCCAUGAACGGGAAUGUAGCUUUAUCCAUGGAAAUCGGUUCCAGUUACGCAUUACAAGUCAUGUUGUUGCAGAUCCCGUGUCUGGUCCUUUUCAGCGCGGUUUAUGCGAGGUUCUUCUCUCCGUUUCCCGAGGGGGCGGAGGAGGCGUGGGUCGGGGAUCAUACUUUCUCGAUGAUUUUCCCGCAGUGGGAUAUGGUUACUGUGAUUUUGGGAGUGUUUUUGAUGGGGUGGGUGGUCGGGGAGGGGAAGAGUAAUUAUUUCAAGGGGUCGACGUUGAUUCUGACGUAUUUGGUUGUUGCCGUUGGAUUUUGGUUUAGUGGGUUUGUUGAUACGGAUACUGUGGGACCGGAUCGAUUCGAGCUCGCUGGGUUGGGGUUGUAUUCGGAGACGUUCAAGACGGUUGGGAGGGGGAGUAGUGGGAGGGCUUAUUGA
This is a messenger RNA of Recurvomyces mirabilis, 3636 nucleotides long. RefSeq lists its product as uncharacterized. Gene Ontology annotation, molecular function: calcium:proton antiporter activity. The coding region runs from base 1 to 3636 and encodes 1211 amino acids. The record is from RefSeq and is a predicted model, not a curated record. The transcript has 3 exons. Lineage: Eukaryota; Fungi; Ascomycota; Dothideomycetes; Mycosphaerellales; Teratosphaeriaceae. Gene Ontology annotation, biological process: intracellular calcium ion homeostasis; calcium ion transmembrane transport. Gene Ontology annotation, cellular component: membrane; endomembrane system.